GUGAAUUUACUUCACUCUGGUUAAGACUACGAGUUGGCCGGGGCUUUCUUUACUUGAAGUAGAGUGGAGAUUGUACGUUUAACUCCAAGUCUCUUCAGAUAGUAAAAAGUUGUUUAUAAUUUAUUGUUUUGUUUUGGUUUAAGUGAUAUUUAAUGUAUUGAUUUUUGCAUCGAACUGUUUUGCUUAAAUCUUAUCACGUUGUGUUGGAAUUGAAAAAAGACAUUGACAAAAGCCACUCCAAGGACGGAUGGAUUAACGCUUAUUAUUAUUUUUGGGACAUAAUUCAUUGGGGAUAUUUGAAGACAUCGAAAGAAGUCGACCAUGGGGCGGUUGCCAAGAGGCGUGGUUUGGACCCUGCUGUUGUCCAUUCUGAUUGGCCAGUCAGUUGCUCAGGGAGACUUCGGACCACCAGAUUCAUAUGAUCUUGAUUUAGGGUCAACACCAGCAGACAUAGUCUUCGUAGUGGACACAUCCGGGUUCUCUAACAGUACGGAAUCCCUUAAUCAAGAAGUAGCGGUCAAAGGUUUCCUCACUGGCUUUCUUGAGAACGCUGACAUCAAUUCCGGUAACGUUAAGGUAGCCAUGGUCACAUAUAGCACUCAUCCUAAGGUUAUAUUUGAUCUCAACAAGUACUCCACAAAGACUGACAUGGAAGAUGCAGUGUUUCUUGCUGACUUUGAGGAAGAAGAGCCAAGAGAGAGAAAUCUCGCGGAUGCCCUCAGUCUUGUUCGUACAAAGAUUCUCGUCCGUGAUCGCCGAGAUGCUCCGAAUUUUGUGUUACUUUUAAUGUCCGGUAAAUCCGAUAGAAACAGUGUUCGGACACUCCAGGAAGCUGAUGGCUUGAAGUUUGCGAGGGCUAACAUAUUUGGAAUUGGUAUCAGCUUGGACGAUGAUGAUGCAGAAGAAAUGUUUGAAGUAUCUAGCAAACCAACGAUGGAAAAUACAUUCCUGAUCUCAUCUGUAUAUGAGCUAGAAAUGCUGAGAGAAUUAGUUUUCAUGCAGAUUUUCGCAAGAGCGGAACAGGCAUUUAAAGCACCAGCUGCAGGCAGCGAAACCUUAGACUUGGCGUUCCUCCUUCAUUACUCGAACUCUGUCUCCCGGGAGGACUUUCAGCGCAUCUUGGACUUCAUGAAAAAUAUCCUUCAAUACUCCGACAUUGAUGACGAUAAACUCAGAGUUGGAGCGGUUGUCUUCAGAAAACGAGGUAUACCAUUGUUUGACUUCAACAACUAUUACUCACAAGAGGAGGUGUUUGGUGGCAUAGACCAAAUUAACUAUAACUACAGAUCCAAAACAUCAAGUAUUGCUUCAGGAUUUGACACGGUUAGAACCAGCCUGUUUACAAGAACUGGAGGCGAGCGAGAACCGGCGCCAAAUUUGGUCAUACUCAUCACCGAUUCAAAUGCCGACACUGAUGUUGAUCAAACUAUUACUGCAGUCGAACGGAUGAAAGCUGACGGUGCAGCAGUGUAUGUAGUCGGCAUUAAUGUCACAUACCCCGAGGAGUUACUGAGCAUCGCCUCCAACCCUAGCUACAACGUUUUGGUCAAGGACGCGUCGGAGCUGGAAGGACACGAUGAGCAAUUCCAUAAUGACUUUGUUGCUCUUAGAGCCAAGGGAUUUCCUGUUGUCAUACCAGCUUUGGAGUCGUCAACAUCGGGAACAUUUGCAGACACAACUCCGGUUUCUACCCAAAAUAGCGAUGAGGCGGAGAUUGUAUUUCUGGUUCAUGCAUCCAAAAAGACUACAACAAAAGACUUUAAAAACAAUCUUAUACAAUAUAUAAUAGGCAUUAUUCAAAGAGCAGACACAACAAAAAACAAAUUUGGGGUAGUGAUGUAUGGCGACUCCCCGGAGGUUGUUCUUAAAUUGACAUCCUUUCCUAAAGCAAAACUUGUAAAGAAGGCUUUGAAAAAGAUUAAACCAAACAAGCGAAGCAAAAGAGCGGAUCUUUUGAAGGCGCUAUCCUUCGUUCGCGAGCAAGUGUUUAAUGGUGACGAUCCGAAUUUACCAAAUGGAAUAGUUCUCAUAAGAGACCAGAAAUCUAAACGAGUUGAUGACAAUCAUUUAGGAACGGAGCUCAGCUUGCUUGAAGCCAGUGGAACAAAUUUAUUCCAAAUAGGAAUUGGUCAGCAAGUCGAAAAUGAUAAGGAAUCGGAAUUGGUUACCAACACCUUUGGAGAUGACUCUGUUACAAACGUUGGAAGCUACGGAGAGCUCUCCAACUCGCCUGAAGUUGUAAAAUUGCUGAGCAGAAAAAUAAGAUCCUUCCAUCAGGAGGAAAUUGAUCUAAUAAUUGCCGUCCAUACGCAACAUAACACAGCUCUGAAAAAUGUGAAGAAACACAUUCAAGUUCUUCUUAAGGAUAUUUUGUCAGCUGUCGAUAUCAAUUCCGGAGCUGUACAAGUUUCAAUUGUAACAUUCGGAGCAAAAACUAAAGUUCACUUUCCUUUAAAUGCAUUUAACAAGGACAAGAAACUUAUGAAAGCUUUUAAGAAAAUUAAACGAAAGGAAUACCGUUCGAAAGGCUCUGACUUGAUGACAUUAUUGACCACACUCGAGUCUGACGUGUUAACACCACACUCCGGGGAUAGGCAAGGUGUAGAAAACCUAAUACUUGUAAUAACAGAUAGUGCGUCAAGUUCAGAUCUCAACAUGCUUAAACAGAAGGCAGAAGAGAUGAAAAAAGGUAACACAAUCUUCGCAAUAGGCGUCGAUAGUGCGAAUGAAGAUGAACUCAAAGCAUUAGCAAGCAGUCCAGAGAAUGAAUUCUUUUAUAAUGGAAAGAAAUAUGACGAUCUUACGAAAUCUCCCGAACUACGAGAACAGAUGAUACGGAAUGUUAAAAUAUUUGAAAGCCUAACAGUUCCUGCAACUACGAAACCUAAAAAAACAACGCCAAAACCUAAAGUAACGAAGGCAGACACAACAACAACUACUCCCUCUUUUACAACGACCACGCGAUCAAUCGAAAUUGAAACCACAAGGAUGACAACAAGACAACGCCUGUUUACAACAACGACAACACCUGUUGGUCCUUCAAGAUUCUACGUUCCACUAUCAGUAAGUGAAGUAGCUGAUAUUGUGCUUCUUGUUCAUCUAUCUCCAAGAAUCACGGAAAUGGAGUUUAUAACAGUCCAGGAAUUUCUUAAAAGCUUAGUGUCCAGAGCUGAUAUUGCAAAUGGGAAAGCGCAGAUUGGCCUUGUCUUCUACGGUGCGGAUCCGGAAAUCAUAUUCCAUAUUAACCAAUACAAUGACAUAGCGCUUAUGCAGAAAUCUAUUGACGGGAUGCGCGCCGACCUUAGAAGCUACACGUCUGAUGCCUCGACAGCUAUUGCCUCUGCAAAACAAAUGCUGAGCCCGUAUUUCAAUCGACGAGAUGACGUACCGGCGGCCAUGAUCUUCAUAGCGGAUGAUCCUGCUAAUACCAAUUUUGAUGUGAUGAGAGAUGAAAGAGAUCGAGCAAUAGAAGAUGAAAUACGAAUUCUAACAGUAGGAAUUGGUGUGUCGGACAAGUCUAAACUAGAAUCACUGGCAUCAGAUCCUGACUUUAUAAUGAAUUAUGACAAUGUAUGGAUGUUAAACGACGCUGAAAACGACCUUACAGAAAAGAUCUUUGCAUUUCAAAACGACGGCGUCACUGAAGAUAAAUUAUUUGAAGAAACUACAUUAGCAGCUAAAACCACUACUCCAGCUGAUACGACAGUGUCUGAAGGAAUUAUAACCAAAUCAGACGGCAUCGUACUCGAGCUGCCUUCUAGUCUAGUUGAUCCCAACAAGUGUUCAUUGGGCAACUCUGAUCUUGUGAUCAUCCUCGACGCAUCGACCAGUGUUACACAACAGAAUUACGACAAGAUGUUGCAGUUUACAAAAGACUUGCUUCAAAAUGCUGACAUCGACUCGGGGGCUGUACGGGUUGGAAUCCUAAUCUAUAGUACAGAGGUUCAAGUCAUCUUUAAUCUCAACGAGUACUCAAGAAAGGCUGACGUAUUCGCCGCGAUAGACAAGAUCCCGUAUAUCUAUGGCAGUACAAACACCGCCGACGCCCUUCAGACAAUGCACGCACAAAUGUUUACGCCUAGAAAUGGCGAUAGACCCAACGUUCCUAAUACUGGAAUUAUCAUUACCGAUGGCGUAUCUAAUAUAAACUCACGGAGAACCAUAUCAGAAGCUGAUGAUGCUCGGACUGCAGGCAUUCAUGUUUAUGCGAUUGGUAUUGGCUUGACGGAUACAAGGGAGCUGGAUGGAAUAGCUAACACUCCAAAGACCGAGAACAGUUUUAACGUGCAGACCUUUGAUGAGCUUGUCGGACUCGACAGGAAAAUAUUCAGCGCCCUGUGUCCAGAGAAAGCCGUUACUGUACCCGUAACUACACCCAAACCUAAAUCAUCAUGCGGUCUUUCAAGUGUCGACGUAGUCAUCAUAAUUGAUGCCUCCACGAGUGUAACGGAACCAAACUUCAAAUUAAUGCUUGAGUUCUGCAAAGAUAUUGUCAAAGGCGCCGAUAUCGAUUCUGGAAGUGUUCGUGUCGGUGUACUCAUAUACAGUACUGAAGUUGAGAUCCAAUUCCAUCUCAACCGAUACUCCACUAACGCUCAAGUGAUAGAUGCGAUCGAUAAAAUUCCAUACAUAUAUGGAAGCACUAACACAGCAGAUGCUUUGUUGACGAUGCACCAAACAAUGUUUACACCAGCGAAUGGUGACCGACAAGGUGUUGAAAACGUCGCGAUAGUUCUUACUGACGGUGUGUCGAAUAUCAACUCGAGAAGAACAAUUAAAGAGGCGGUUACUGCAAGGUCAAAAGAUAUAGAAGUCUACGUGAUCGGUAUUUCCCUGACGGACACUCGUGAAGUCGAAGGUAUGGCGUCCGAACCCAAGGACAAAUAUCUGUACAACGUCCGGAGGUUCGAAGAACUACAGGGUCUUGAGGAGGACAUAUUCGGUGCUGGAGAGGGUGGCGAUUGUGCAACGCCUGCACCAGCAACGCCUGCACCAGCAACCCUAGCCCCAAAAACAGAGUGCGGUCUCUCCAAGGUGGACGCGGUGAUCAUUCUCGAUGCCUCAACUAGUGUAACGGAACCGAAUUUCAAAAAGAUGCUGAGUUUCUGCAAGGAAAUUGUGGACAAAGCGGCCAUCGACAGUGGUAGCGUCAGAAUCGGAGUAUUAAUCUACAGCACAGAAGUGGAAAUAGAAUUCCACCUCAAUAAAUACACAAACACUGCAGAUAUUAAAGCUGCGAUCGACAGAAUCCCGUACAUAUAUGGAAGCACCAACUCGGCUGACGCCCUCAAAACAAUGCAUGAGGUUAUGUUUACUGCAAGAAACGGCGAUAGACCCGAUGUAGACAACAUCGCAUUUAUGAUCACUGACGGUAUUUCCAACAUCAAUGGUAGGAGGACAAUUCCAGAAGCUGAAAACGCACAGGGGAAAGACAUUCGCGUUUAUGCGAUUGGUAUCGGUCUUACCGAUACAAGGGAGUUGGAAGGCAUGGCGUCUGAGCCCAAAAGUGAAAACAUGUUCAAUGUUAGAGAAUUUGAUGAACUGACCGGACUCAUCGAUACUAUCUUUGGUGGAGCGGAAGAGUGUGCCCUCAGUGAGCCACCAGUUGCGAACGCCGGUCCUGAUGUUACACGGCGAUAUCCAUCUGGAACGAUAACACUGGACGGUCGCCGUUCAUCCGAUGACAACGGGAUCGUGACAUACACGUGGUCUCAGGGUGGCCGGGACUUGUUUACUGGCGCAACGUUCGAUCUGUAUGACCUUCGUGAAGGAGAGUAUGAAUACAAUCUUACAGUUGUCGACGAAGAUGGGCAGAGUGAUAGCGAUACAGUCCGAGUUAUCAUCGAAGCCGAAGAUUUCCCGCCAAAUGCAAAUGCCGGUGAUGACGUCACUAUUCAACUUCCCGUCAAUUCCGUACGACUGGACGGGCGAUAUUCCUCAGAUGAUGUUGCCGUUGUUCAGUAUAUGUGGAAACUAACCAAUGGACAACCUGGUGUGUCCUUUGAGGGUGAUGACUCUGCUACACCGAUGGUAGACAAUCUUGAAGAAGGCGAAUAUACGUUCACCCUCACCGUUGCUGAUGCUCUUGGACAAACAGAUGACGACACCGUCAAUGUUUACGUCAAAGCCCAAGAUUUCCCGCCAAAAGCAAAUGCCGGUGAUGACGUCACUAUUCAACUUCCGGUCGAUUCCGUUCUAUUGGACGGCCGCAAAUCCUCAGAUGAUAUUGCCAUUGUUCAGUAUAUGUGGAAACUGACAAAUGGUCAACCAGGCGUGUCUUUAGAGGGGGAUGAAUCCGCAAGACUUAUGGUAGAAGAUCUUGAAGAAGGCGAAUAUACGUUCACCCUCACCGUUACUGAUGCUCUUGGACAAACAGAUGACGACACUGUCAAUGUUUACGUAAAAGCCCAAGAUUUCCCGCCGAAGGCAAAUGCCGGUGAUGACGUCACCAUUCAGCUUCCGGUCGAUUCUGUUCUACUAGACGGGCGACAGUCCUCGGACGAUAUUGCCGUUGUAAAGUAUAGCUGGAAAUUGACCACUGGUCCACAAAGUGUUUCUUUAGAGGGUCAAGAUUCACCAAGGUUAAUGGUAGAAGGUCUUGAAGAGGGGGAAUAUGCCUUCACCCUGACCGUUUCUGAUGUGCUUGGACAAACAGAUGAUGACACCGUCAAUGUUUACGUCAAAGCUUUGGAUGCACCUCCUCGCGCCGAUGCUGGUGAAGAUAAAACUGUAAAGCUACCAAUAGAUUCCAUUUUAUUAGACGGAUCAAAAUCGUCUGACGAUAGGAGGAUAGUAAAGUAUGUUUGGAACAUACUGUCAUCGAGUAGCGAUGACCUGUUCUUGACUGGUGUAAAUUCGCCUCGUUUGUUAGUAGAGAAUUUGGCAGAAGGAAAGCAUGUCUUUGAAUUGUCGGUUUAUGACGCAUUGGGCCAGGAGGAUAUCGAUACUACUACUGUUUAUGUAACAGGUCAGGAUUUCCCACCGCGGGCUGACGCCGGCGAAGAUAUCACGAUUAAGUUCCCCAAGGACAAUGUUGAGCUGGAUGGAACAAGGUCAUCCGAUGAUAUUAAAGUUGUGAGAUACUCAUGGGCUCUGAGUGGUGGAGAACCGGGAAAUGUUCGAUUGGGGGACGUUGAUGCGUCGACUUUGAGAGCGGAAUUUGCUCAGCCCGGAUCAUAUACCUUUAACCUUACGGUUUACGAUGGUGCAGGCCAGAUGGAUCAAGACAGCGUCAAUGUUGUUGUUGAAGAGGCCGAUAUACCACCUGUGGCUAAUGCCGGGAAUGACGUCACGAUUCAGUUGCCCUUAGAUUACGUCACUCUUGAUGGAACACAAUCAUCAGAUGAUGGCAAAAUUGUAUCAUAUAAUUGGGUUUUAACCGAUGGUGCCUCAUCAGAUGUAGAUAUCAUUGGGAAUGGUACUCCAAUCCCAGCCAUUACUAAUUUAAAACAAGGGAACUAUACCUUUAGCCUCGAGGUGACAGAUGACGUCGGGCUGAAGGAUAAAGACAGCGUCGAAAUUGUUGUCAAAGCACCAGAUAAUCCCCCAGUUGCUGACGCCGGAAGGGACGUCAGUAUUCAACUUCCGGUUGAUACUGUAACACUUGACGGUAGUAGAUCGUCUGAUGACAUCAGAAUUGUCCAGUAUUUAUGGACACUGGUAUCGGGUGCGCCUGGUGUUCAGACCACUGGUGAUACGUCGUCAAAACUGUUGGUGGAGGGUUUAGCAGAAGGGGAUUACACGUUUGCAUUGUCUGUCUUUGACGCUCUUGGACAGGCAGAUGAAGAUGAAGUCACAAUUUCUGUCCGAGCUGGCAACCAACCUCCAAAAGCAGACGCUGGUGAGGACGUUGAAAUCCAGUUGCCAGUCAAUGAAGUCACAUUAGAUGGAAGAAGAAGUACUGAUGACGUAAGAAUUGCAAGAUAUAGGUGGCGCAUUCGUGAAGGUGACGAAAACGCAGUAGUCAUGGAUGGAGACAGAAGUGCUGUUCUGCAACUUAGUAAUCUGACUGAGGGUACAUACGGAUUUAGCUUGACUGUGGCGGACAAUGAGGGUGAAAGAGAUACAGACUACGUUAAUGUUGUUGUUAAGCCAGAACCAACCCCGACAUGCGGGUUUGCCUCUACCGACCUUGUUUUUGUCGUUGAUGCGUCUACAAGUGUAACUGAAGCUAACUUCAAGAAACAACUUGCAUUUAUGAAAAACAUCGUCAACUACGCCGACAUCGACUCUGGAAGUGUACGCGUAGGAGCCUUAAUCUACAGCACAGAAGUUGAAGUACAGUUCUACCUUAACCAGUAUUCCACAAAGAACGACGUUAUUGCCGCUAUUGACAAAAUACCAUACAUUUACGGAUCUACAAACACUGCUGAUGGUUUACAAGUCAUGAGAGAUGAACUAUUUAGUUUCAGAAAUGGAGACCGUGACGACGCCCCGAACAUUGCGAUGGUAAUCACUGACGGUGUAUCAAACAUCAAUGGCCGAAGAACUAUUCCAGAAGCGAUAACCACUAGGGAUUUAGGAAUUAAGAUUUUCGCCGUCGGCAUCGGCCUUACCGACACAAGAGAACUCGAAGGAAUUGCCUCAAUCCCUUCGUCUGAUAAUGCAUUUGCCGUCAGUGACUUUGAUGAACUAGUUGGGCUUGAGCAGAAAAUAUUUACUUCCAUUUGUGACAAACCUUCAACUACACCACCGACGACUCCUACGACGACAACAACAACACAAGCCACCCCGACAACUACCUCUGGUUGUGGGCUUGCAAAAACCGACUUGGUAUUUAUUCUGGAUGCCAGUACCAGCGUAACGGAUGCAAACUUCCAAAAGAUGCGCGACUUCUUGAAAGAGUUUCUUUCCAAUGCCGACAUCGACUCUGGGUCUGUAAGGGUCGGCGUGAAUAUUUACAGUACCGACGUCCAAGUCGAGUUCCAUCUGAACAGGUACACCAAAGCAGCCGAUGUAAUGAGCGCCAUCGACAACAUUCCCUACAUUUACGGUUCCACCAACACCGCUGAUGCGCUACAAUCCAUGGCAAACGUGAUGUUCACACCACAAAAUGGCGACCGCCCAGACGCGCCAAACGUCUGCAUUCUGUUGACCGAUGGUGUUUCUAAUAUCAACAGUAGAAGAACUAUUCCUGAGGCGGAACGUGCAAGAGCGAAGAAUGUCCAUCUUUACGUAAUUGGAAUCGGCCUGACGGACACUAGAGAAGUGACUGCGAUCGCCACGCCUCCAGCAUCAAAGAAUCUGUUCAGCGUUAAUAGCUUUGACGAGUUGAAGGGCCUCCAUAAGACAAUCUUGAACACCGCUACAUGUAAAGACGAAAUAAGCGAACCACCGGUUGCCGACGCCGGAUCCGACAGGACCAUCCAACUUCCACUUAACUCCAUCACGCUUUCUGGAGACGGGAGCCGCGAUGAUGUCGGUAUUGUCAGGUACGAAUGGUCCCAGCUGUCAGGCCCGAGAGUAAAUGUCAGAGACACCAACGAUCCCAUGCUGUCCGUUGAUAGAUUGACGGAAGGAGUCUAUGAGUUUGAGCUGAACGUCACGGACGUGGAUGGACAAAGCGAUACUGACACUGUUGUAAUAACAGUACUGCCAGAACCGGAUCUUCCACCAAGGGCUGACGCAGGUCCUGACAAGCAAGUAAAACUUCCAAAUGAUCGGGUCACGCUUAGUGGACGGGGCAGCAGCGACGAUAAACGGAUUACUCGCUGGGUCUGGCGAUUGGUCAACGGUAAUGCACGGGGUGUAACAAUGAGUGGUCAAAAUACGGAUACUCUUGACCUGUCCCGCCUACAAGAGGGGACCUACACGUUUGGCCUGACUGUGUACGACGCCAAGGGACAAAUGGACGAAGACGAGGUUACCAUUACUGUAGCUGCGGCUCCCGAUGCACCACCGGUCGCUAACGCCGGUCAGGACUACACAAUCCAACUCCCAGACGACUCCGUGACGCUUGAUGGAUCACGAAGUUCUGACGAUGUUCGCGUAAUCACGUACAGGUGGAAAAUGACGCAGGGUUACCCGGGUAGCGUACGUAUGAGCGGAGAGAGAACACCGAGAUUGAACGUCAACGGACUGAGUGAGGGAGAAUAUGUUUUCACCUUAACUGUAACUGACGGAAAAGAACAACUUGACGAGGAUGAGGCACGAGUUAUUGUGAAGAAAGCCCCACGAGUUGAAGGUUAUGACGUCAUAUUUGUACUUGAUUCGUCGGUAACCCCAGAGCACUUUCGCUGGAUGAACAAUUAUGCACGUGCAGUUGUCAGAGAGAUGAGCAUUGACGAUGGCGAAUUUAGAGUCGGCUACCUGAUCUACAGUAAUUCGGCCUACAGACAGUUUGAUCUUCAAGAUUACGGCACAAGGUCUGAUGUUCUUAGUGCUAUCGACAAGGUUGGCUACCGCCCGGGAACAAAGAACACCGCUGCGGCCUUGAAAUACGCCCGCAAGCAGAUGUUUACCCCUUCAAAAGGUGACAGGGAAUACGCCAAGAAUUACCUCAUUCUGCUGACAGGAGAUAACCCGAGUGAUGAUCCGUUUGGGGCCGCUACUGAGGCUUGUCAGCUCCAGGCUGAAGGAGUGGGCAUGUUUGGUGUUGGUUUUGGGGACUUUAGCAAUCGUGACGAGUUGACCGCGUAUUCCUCUGUGCCUAAUGAUGAAUACCAGAGUGUUAUGCGGCAGGAAAGUGAUCAAAGCGAGGCGCCGGGACUCAUGCUGUACAACCUUAAAAAUAGAACUCCGCGCCCCUCUGCGUGCCCGGUCGUAGUAACUACACCAUACAAUGGCGAUUGCUUUGCGUCAGGGGACAUCGUCUUUAUUCUUGAUUCUAGUGGAUCAGUCGGUCAGGACAACUUCUACAGAGUGUUGAACUUCACAUACAGUACUAUCGACGGCCUUGACAUUGACAGCGGUCACUUCCGGGUCGGAGUCACAACUUUCAGUGACAGUUCCAGGCUAGAUUUUAACCUGAAUGACUUCAGUAAUAAGCAGGAUAUACAUGAUGCUUUGACUCAGGUACGAUACAUGUACGGAAACACCCACACUGCGCAUGCGCUGAGACGAGCUCGACUUGAGAUGUUCCAAUUGGCAGCGGGAGAUAGACCAGAUGUCCCUAACGUGAUUGUUAUAAUCACUGACGGCCAGUCCAACAUCAACCAUGAGAUGACAAUACCGGAAGCCAGGCACCUUAAGGCUGCUGGCGUGACGAUCAUUACCUUAGCGGUCGGGUUUACCUCCGAGACGAGUGAACUUGUCGGCCUGACAUCUCCACCAAUCAGCGAGAACCUCGUCUACACGGAGGAUUACGAGUCAUUGUCUAAAGUCAAGGACAAACUCAUUGAGCCUCUUUGCCACGAUAGCAACAUGUGCCGAAGCAGUCCCUGCCAAAAUGGCGGCGUUUGUAUGGACGGUAUCCGCAGCUACAUCUGUAUCUGUCCGGACGAUUUCUUCGGAGACACCUGCAGUAAACAUUGCGGGGAACCAUCUGACGUUGUUAUCGUUCUGGAUUCGUCCAAUACUGUCGGGGAGUACAACUUCGGCCGUCUCAAGGAAUAUUCGGAGCACCUUGUUCGUGAAAUGAAUAAAGAUUCUUGUGACGUCAACAUCGGGUUCAUGAAGUACAGCUCCAAUGCAAUGGUCCAAGUUCAUCUAGGAACGUAUGACGACACAGAAACGAACGUCCGGGCUGUUGAGCAGAUUUCCUACAGUAGGGGACGUGCGAACAUGGCGGCUGCGUUCAGAUCUCUGAGGACAGAGAUGUUCAAUGGUAGGGGUGGGGACAGACCCGGGGCAAGGAAUAUUGCUUACUUCCUGACGGACGGAACCAACGAUGCGGAGAGUGAGAUGGCGGAAUCUGAGGCAGAGCAAGCUAUCAGCUCCGGAAUCAGAAUUGUACCUAUCGGAAUUAACCUCCGAGAACGGUUCGAGCUGGACAACAUUGCAGAGAAACAGAAUCUAAACGUGAUUGAGAUUAACGACGAACCUGCCCUCAUCGAGAACACUGACGUCAUACUGCGACCGCUUUACGAAGGUUCUAACGACUAUUGCGCGGAGAACCCUUGCAGCAAUGGAGGGCAGUGUGUUAAUGAACCGUUCGGCUACAGCUGUGAAUGUGAUAUUGGAUACACCGGUGACACUUGCACUCAACGCUGCUCGGCCAAGGGUGAUGUCGUAUUCGCUGUGGACACAUCAAGAUACGUCACCAGGAAAGAGCUCAAGAGUAUUCGACGCUUCCUUCGCUCCGUCGUUAAGCGGUUGAAGUUCAACAAGAAUGAAUUUAGCGUGGGAAUGGUACAGUUCACCGACUGGGCACAGGUGUCACUGACACUGAGCCAGGGCAAAUCAAAGAAGGCAGUCAGGAAAAGUAUCGCUGGGUUGAGAGUACAUGGUGGAGAUCCACAACCUUCGAUUGCCCUCGCGAAAGCUAAAUAUAGAAUAUUCGACGCUUACGGUGAAGACAAAGACAGACCAAAUUACCUCAUUCUAAUUACGAAGAGCAUGCGAGGAGAAGAGGAUAUCCUGACUGAAGCGAACAAACUGAAACUUGAAGGAACUAGAAUACUCGGCGUUGGCCUAGGACUGACAGCAAAUGAGAGAGAGUACCUCGAGUCAAGCGUCUCAAUUCCCUUCAGAGAGACCGCAAUGUUUGCUGAUGACAGGAAGGAGAUGGACGAUCUUGCUGACAGGGUUGUUGAAUAUAUGUGUGACGAUGAGAACCUUUGUGCUGAGAACCCAUGCAGGAAUGGUGGAGUGUGCCAGCGGUUAGGUGGUGACUUCUAUUGUGACUGUGGUGUAGGAUAUGCCGGACGGUACUGUGAGAAUACGUGUAACGCGAGAGCCGAUAUUGUUUUCCUGUUGGAUUCGAGCGGUAGUAUCGGACACAAGGACUUCAGGCGAGUGAAAAAGUUUGUCCACAACAUGGUUAGCGAUCUGCAAAUUGGCAAAGAUGCAUCAAGGAUCGGUUUGGCGACAUACAGCUCCAAGAGCAGGCACGGAUUCUUCAUGAGCAAGUACGAUGACCUAUUCAAGCUGCAGAACGCAAUUGCCGGAAUCAGCUAUGAAUAUGGUAACUCGAACGCCGCUGAGGGCCUCAGGCUUGUUAGGGAACACUACUUCAAUGGACGCAACGGCGAUAGAUCUGACAUCCAGGACUUCCUUGUUGUUAUUACGGAUGGUGUCUCCAAUGUUCAACCUGACCAGACCCUUAUCGAGGCAAACCUCAUUAAGGAAAAAGGAGUGCAUGUGUACGCUGUCGGAAUCGGUGAAUUUGACCCGGCAGAGCUAAAUGAAAUAGCCAGUAAACCUGCUUCAGAGAACGCCUACAUCCUCAGCGACUACUCCGGCCUGGACAAUAUCUCAAAUAGCAUCAUCAAGCAGACAUGUAGAGAUCCUUCAGUAUGUGACGAGAAUCCGUGCAGAAAUGGUGGAGUUUGUGUACCAGGAAUUAACGGGCUCUUCUGCGAAUGCCGCAGGGGAUAUCGCGGGGUACACUGUGAGGAAUCGUGCGUUUCGGUGAAGGACAUCUUCUUCCUGCUUGACAGCUCAGACAGCGUUGGUACACAAAACUUCGAACAAGCCAAGAAGUUCAUUAACAAUAUCAUUGAAGAGUUCAGCAGCAAGGACAGCUUUAACCGUUUUUCCCUUCUUACAUACAGCGAUGAAGUCCAGAUUGUAUUCUCUCUGGGAAGGUACAAUAGCUUGAAUAUAAUCCAAAACGCAGUCAAGUACGCUCGCUACCGUCCAGGGAACACAAACACCGCUAGCGCACUGAGGGUCGUCGAUGAACUGUCCACUGAAGAUUUAGGGGACAGAUAUGAUGCCGAGAAUAUUGUAUUUGUUAUCACUGAUGGUACAGGCAAUGUCAACGAAGAUGACACUAUUGCUGCUGCUGAUAAUAUUAAGAAUAAGGGCGCAAGAGUAAUCACAGUCGGAAUCAAUAUGGACGAUCCUAGCGAAGUGGAAAGCAUGGCUUCAAGUAAACGGGAUUCGUUUAAGAUUAAUAAGUAUGACGAUCUAGAAGGUGUAUUGGAAGAAGUAGUUCAAAACACUUGUAAGAAUGGCAAUGUAAUAGAAAAGAAAUAGAUUGUGUUUGAAGUGUUUUAAAUAAAUGACCUAUUGAAAAUAGUUAAAAAGGUCGAAUAAGAUAGAUUUGCAGCCCCCGAUAAACGUUUUGAAGUCGUGUUUGACUAACGAUGUAUUUAUGCAAUCAAUACAGAGCCAAAGGAAUUCAUGACAUGAUCUGGGUAUUAACAAAAUACUCAUACUAAAUAAUGUGCCAUAUAAUAUGUCAUAUGUUUUUAUAUAUUGUUUACCGCUUUUUAUAUUGCUACGUUCCGGUUGCUUGUUCGCAUGUACAGUGUCAUUUUUGACAUUUUUUAUUGAAAAUAAUUGUCGUUUUUGUUUCCAAAAUCAAGUGUGCUUUAUUUUAAAGUCUUUACAUGGUUAAAGUGUGUAAACUUAUUUUUAGAAUGGAAUUGGUUAUGUGCACUAAUGUAUAUAUCGUAGUGUAAAACUGAGUCUAAUGUAAUGUAUUAAUUAUCGCAUAGCGCUGUUUAAUAUCCAUAAGUAAAUGUGGCAAAGUGCCAUUACCUAUUGCAGAGCGUUGUUACAUAAAUCGCAGUGUUUAUAGCAUAGGGCCAUUUGCAAUCACAAUCGCUGUUAAAUUACACACAGUUCAUGAUGCAUAAAGCCAUUAGCGAUUGCAGAGCGCUCUAAAAUGAAUCGCAGUUAAGGUUGCAUAGACCAAUUAACUAUUACAAAGCGCUGUUAUGUUAAUUGUGACAUACAGCCAUUAACUAUCGCAAAGCGCUGUUAAAUAAAUUGCAGUUUAUGUGGCAUAGAGCCAUUAACUAUCGCAAAGCGCUGUUAAAUAAAUCACAGUUUAUGUGGCAUAGAGCCAUUAACUAUCGCACAGCGCUGUUAAAUAAAUCGCAGUUUAUGUGGCAUUGAGCCAUUAACUCUUUUAAAUAAAUCGCAGUUUAUGAGGCAUUAAGCCAAUAACUAUCGCAAAGCGCUGUUAUCAAAUCGCAGUUCAUGUGGCACUGGGCCAUUAACUACCGCAGAGCGCUGUUCAAAUCGCUGUUCAUGAAUUAACCAUUGCAAAGUGCUAUUAAAUAAAUCGCAGUUUGAGUGGCAUUAAGCCAAUAACUAUCUCAAAGCGCUGUUAAAUACCUCGUUGUCGGUGUGGCAUAAAGCUUUAUUAACAUUUUAAAUGACCUUUUUCAUGCUUUUGAAACGAAACAAUAUCUCCAAUGGACAAACAUCAUUCUGCUAAUCAAAACUAUGCACUUCGCUUUAUUUAAUGUUCUUCGGUGGUUCAAUGAAAAAUAACAGUGGCUUCUAUCCUGAUAAACUCACCGAACAGCGAAUAUAUAUAUGACCUCACUGAUUGAUUGGUUUUAGUCCGUUUCAUUGAAGAAAACGCUAUGCUUGCAAGAAAAAAUCAGAAACCUCAUGUCCGGAAUUUUGCGCAAAUACCAAUGAAUUAUAACAUUGAUUAAUGUAAUGCAUGAGAUUAAAAAAAAUGUUUGUAUCAGUAUAAGAUUGCAAUAUAUUUCACCUGGUAAACACAAUAAGCAAAUGUUUCACACGUGGCAACGCGACUUGUGAAAAUAGCGAUUAGUGUUCAGUCUGUUAAAUAUAUUGCUAUCUUACAAUGGAACAAAUACUACAUGCGUUAAUAGCUUGCAGAAAGCUCAAUUAAACACCACUGUAUAUUAAUUUGAAAUCCAUUGUCUUUGAACUAAUCUUAAACUGUUUUAUCUUUCCCUGCAAUAGUUUUAGCCAUUAUAUAUGCUCAAAGGAACAAUAACGCUCGUCUUUUGAACUAUAAAUAUACUAAUUAGCUUUUAAUUUUGGACCAAAAAGGGAAUGUUAUAUUUCACGAGUAUCAUUAUGCCUUAUCACAAAAAACAUACAUGUAUAUGAUUUUAUGCGCAAACGUAUUAUCGAUUUUAUACAUUCAUUUCUUAGCAUAGAUAAUAAUUUUGCUUUCGCAAUAAAUUUUGAAAUUGAA
Mya arenaria is the source of this 16012-nucleotide messenger RNA. RefSeq lists its product as uncharacterized. Gene Ontology annotation, molecular function: calcium ion binding; protein binding. Bases 322 to 14079 code for a protein of 4585 amino acids. The record is from RefSeq and is a predicted model, not a curated record. The transcript is spliced from 80 exons. Lineage: Eukaryota; Metazoa; Mollusca; Bivalvia; Myida; Myidae.